UUGGAAACAAGGAAAUUUCGUGGGUGUCACAAAAGUCAUUUCCGAAUUGAAUACAGUGCAGCAUUUACCCUCUAUAUUAACAGCAGAAUACUUGGAGGUAAUUUAGUGCUAGUAGCUAACAGCAGAGCAAGAAAAGAAGAAGAAAAUGAAGCUCUUAAAUUCUUCUUCUUCUACCUCGGCACAUUCUUCUUCUACAUUGAUUUUCAUUCUAAUUACAUGUCUGUUUGGUGGUUCUGAAAGCAGAGCAUUUUCAAAUUCCUUUUCAGUUUCUCCUAUCUACAGUCCUUAUUCAUGGCUGCCAACAAUUCCCAAGCGCAUCACAGCACCAUUACCAACUGUCAAGCCAAAGGAGGAAGAUGGGCUAAUUGCGAAGAAAUUUAGCAAAAUAGAGAAGGUAGAACAUGAUCUAGCAAAAGCUCGCGGUUCGAUUAGAGAAGCAAUUUUAAAUGGCGAGAACCAGACUAGAUCAACACCCCUUCAUGAAGAUGCAAAUGAUUAUGUUCCCCAAGGCAACAUUUAUAACAACGCUCAAGCAUUUCAAAGGAGUUACUUAGAAAUGGAGAAGACAUUCAAGAUCUUCGUGUACAACGAAGGCGAACCACCUCUAUUUCAUGACGGUCCGUGCAAAAAUAAAUACUCAACAGAAGGAAGGUUUAUUCAUCAAAUGGAGCAAGAAACAAGGUUUCGUACCUGCAAUCCAGAUGAAGCUCAUGUCUAUUUCCUUCCAUUCACUGUUGUAAAAAUGGUUUCAUACUUGUACAUUCCUGAAACAAGGGAUAGGCGAGGCAUUAAACGGGCUGCGCUUGACUAUGUUAACAUUCUUGCACAAAAAUAUCCUUACUGGAAUAGAAGUCUUGGAGCUGACCAUUUCAUGCUCUCAUGCCAUGAUUGGGGACCGGAGAUAUCAUUUCACAUUCCGAAUCUACACAACAACUCCAUAAGGGUGUUAUGCAAUGCAAAUACCUCAGAAGGAUUUAACCCUUCAAGGGAUGUAUCAUUUCCUGAAAUCUAUCUUAGAUCAGAUAAUGUUACAAGCUUCAUCGGUGGUCCACCGCCUUCUAAGCGUAAACUACUAGCAUUCUACGCUGGUGAGAUUCAUGGUUACGUUCGUUCAGUAUUCGUAAACUACUGGAAAGACAAAGGUGACGAAGAUAUCAAAGUUUAUACUUCUCUCCCAAAAAAAUUAUCCUACCUUGGCAUGAUGAAGAAGAGCAAAUACUGCAUUUGUCCAAGUGGUUAUGAAGUUGCAAGCCCUAGAGUCGUCGAAGCUAUUUACGCAGAAUGUGUUCCUGUUCUCAUUUCAGACCACUACGUUCCACCAUUUAGCGAUGUUCUAAACUGGGACGCAUUUUCAAUUCAAGUUUCGCUCAGUGAAAUCCCAAAUUUAAAGAAAAUCUUAACGACAAUACCAGAAGAUAGAUAUAUAAAGCUGCAGAGAAGCGUAAAACAAGUUCAAAGACAUUUCAUUACAAACAAUGGCGCACCUAAACGGUACGAUGUAUUCCAUAUGACCUUGCAUUCUAUUUGGCUCCGCAGGCUAAAUAUCCGAGUUCAUGAUUAGCUCAAUUGUAUAAACACCUAAAAAUGUUCAA
Papaver somniferum (opium poppy) is the source of this 1592-nucleotide messenger RNA. Its product is annotated as probable glycosyltransferase At5g03795. Gene Ontology annotation, molecular function: glycosyltransferase activity. The transcript is spliced from 4 exons. The record is from RefSeq and is a predicted model, not a curated record. NCBI's taxonomy places the organism in Eukaryota, Viridiplantae, Streptophyta, Magnoliopsida, Ranunculales, Papaveraceae. The coding region runs from base 146 to 1561 and encodes 471 amino acids.